This is a messenger RNA of Cydia pomonella (codling moth), 3844 nucleotides long. RefSeq names its product chorion peroxidase (gene Pxt). Gene Ontology annotation, molecular function: peroxidase activity; heme binding. Gene Ontology annotation, biological process: response to oxidative stress. Lineage: Eukaryota; Metazoa; Arthropoda; Insecta; Lepidoptera; Tortricidae. The coding region runs from base 134 to 2494 and encodes 786 amino acids. The record is from RefSeq and is a predicted model, not a curated record. The transcript is spliced from 15 exons.
ACCCUCAUUUGUUUUCAUUUCUAAAUUCAAAUAUCGCUAUGAAUUAUUCUUUCAUUUUCACCACCGCCUCAACACGGUGCGCAUCGCAUAAUGUGUUUUUGAAUUUCGAAUAAUUUUAAGUUUAGUGGCCAGUAUGGAAUUGUUCAAAUUUGUUUUGUACGUGUAUUUCUAUAUUGUGGUGGUGUGUCCAAAUGAGAUAGUGAGUCAAGACCAUAGGAAAGCGAGAUUAGUACCACAUGGUAACAAAGAGCAUGGCCAGACCCACGAAAGUCCCUGCGAUGUUUGUCCCCGCCACGGGCGCUGCGUACCUAAGAUCCAGUGUCCAGCCCAUAGAAGACCCGGAGCCAGCAACCCGCUGUGCCAUCUAGCAGGCCAGAGGGAUCUGCUCGGAGUCUGCUGCUUCACUGGGAGUCUACAUGCUGCCGAAGCCGACCUAAGAGCCCGUGCAGCUACUGAAGUACCAGCUGAAGAUGUGAAGACAGCACACACGGCUUCAAGACAGAAGCUUGCGGAAUGGAUCAGCAAAGCCGUGAAGCUGUUGAAAGAGCGACCACAUGUGCUGGUCAAUAGCACUGCGCCAAGCUUCGCGCAUCAUUUGUCUGUAAUGACAUACGACGAUCGAGCAGAAAAACUGGGGCUGGGCGCGCUGCUGAACUUGUUCGCUGCGCAGGAGUUGAAGUCACGGCAGGCUUUCUCCGACGAUGAUCUGGCGCUGGGACUCACUGGGAACACGGAUGGUCCAUUUUGCCCGCCGCCCCCAUCAUGCCGUAGCCCACCCAGCCGCUACCGCAGUAUUGAGGGGGAGUGCAACAACCCCGAAUUCCCCACCAGAGGCGCUGUACAUACUGAAUACGAGAGACUGCUGCCACCUGAUUAUAGUGAUGGAAUCUGGGCGAUGCGAGCCUCUACCGCCGGUCUUCCCCUCCCAAGCGCUCGAGUGGUCAGCCAGAGUUUGCUCCUAGAUGCCAACCAUCCAAGUAACACCCACAACCUCAUGUUCAUGCAGUUUGGGCAGUUCAUAGCGCACGAUGUUAGUGCCGGCGUCGUGUUUACUAUCGGAAACGGAAGCGCGAUCUCCUGCUGUGCAGGCGAUGGCGAGGUCCCACUUCCUGAAGAUCAACAGCACUGGGGCUGCGCACCUAUCGACGCCCCCCCUGAUGAUGCAUUCUACGGGACCUUCCGUCAUACAUGCCUCAACUUCGUCAGAGCCCAGCUGGCUCCUGCUAGCGACUGCUCUGUAGGCUAUGCUAAACAGAUGAACGGCGCCACCCACUAUGCAGACCUAUCUCAGCUGUACGGAAACUCUCGUUCCAAGCCUGGGUUGCUUCGAGCAGCUGGCGGUUUCCUCAACACGUUCAACGACUACGGGAGGCCUCUUCCUCCUUUGACUAGGAGAGAGGAGUGCGUGACUACCAACGAAGGGGCGGCCUGUUUUGAGUCAGGCGACAACCACGGCAACCAAGUGAUCUCUCUCACCCUUCUCCACACCAUCUUCACCAGAGAACACAACCGCGUGGCUCAGGCCUUGUCCAGGUUCAAUCCAGACUGGGAUGGGGAUACGGUGUUCUUGGAAGCCAGGCGCAUCCUGCAGGCGGAGUUCCAGCAUAUUAUUUAUAAUGAAUGGCUGCCGCUGCUGUUAGGUCCACGUCUAGUCCAGGCGUUCGGGCUAUCCCCAGCUGGUGGUUACUCUACAUCAUACGACUCUCAUGUCAAUCCAGCGCUUACCACGGAAUUCUCUACUGCGGCUAUGAGAUUCGGACACUCUGUCGUGGAUGGGAAUCUGGUGAUUCCCAGCCCAGCAAAAGGCACCGUAUACGAAACGAUUUCGCUUCCAGAAGUGAUGUUUCAACCAUCGCGUCUGCGCCUGCGACCUUUUCUAGACCGCGCGCUGACGGGACUAUCCUGGCAGCCCAUGCAAGCUGUCGAUCCGUUCGUCACGGAAUCUUUAACCCGUUACCUGUUCCACGGAGGCAACCCCUUCGGCUUAGAUCUGGCAGCCAUCAACAUUCAGCGCGCACGCGACUACGGCGUCAGAGCAUACAACAGUUAUCGCGAGCUCAUUGGUUUAAAGCCCUAUGGUGACUUUAACCAGUUUCCUCCUAGCGCGGCAAACCGUCUGUCCUCCGUUUACUCAAGCCCUGACGACAUCGACCUCUGGAUCGGCGGUCUACUUGAAGAACCAGUGGAAGGCGGCGUCGUGGGAGCGACUUUCGCCAACAUCAUCGCUGACCAGUUCUCCAGAAUGAAGAAAGGAGACCGCUACUUCUAUGAGCAUGGGCCUGAUGUCAACCCUGGAGCUUUCACUCCAAGUCAACUAGCUCAAAUUAAGAAGGUUACCCUAUCCAGAAUCAUAUGCGACAACAAAGAUGGAAUUGAGCUCAUCUCGCAACCUCCGAGUGCUUUCCUAAGGGCAGAUUUACCAGGAAACGAGCCGGUGCUUUGCGAUAGCCCACUCAUUCCAACAGUGGACCUCAGCAGAUUUAGAGAUAUUUAGUUAUAAGCUCUUAAGUUCUGGAACAUCAAAUGUUUCAUGAUCAACGUCCAAUAUUUAGUGUUUUUAAUAUAAAUGUCAGCUUGAAACGUUGAACGUCUCCAGUGCUGAAUUCAUUAUAUGUAAAGUGUACUCAUAGAACUCCUGUUAUUAUAAAAUUAAUUACAUCAUUAAAGUACGCUUUGAUUUCUUCCUCUGUUCUUGGUGUGUCAUGGUUGGUUUCUUCAAAACGGUUUCAACAUCCUCUUACACUAUUUCUUUAUGCUUCUUUAUUUCCUUUCACACUUGCUAGACUCAAACCUCGACUACCUAUUUUAACAUCUUCUUUUUCCCCUUACAACUUUUUGACAGUGUUUUAAAAGCGAUUCCAAUCAACCAAUUUUGCAUGCAACCUUUUAAAACACCGUUAAAAUGUUAUAAGUUUGCUGAUUACAAUGAUUUAUCUGUAAUGUUGAUUUGUUGUGACACAAAGCUUUUAUCGUUUUGUGCUCCUUUCUUUUCCUUUCCAAUCUAGAAUCCCACUGGUGCCCGACAGUGGGGUUUGAGAUAUACAAAACGAUAUUAGAAUUGUAUCAAUAACUAAUUCUUCUUUGACUCUAGCAAGUGUCCUCCGUCUUUUAUCUUCUUUGUCUUAAGAGUGUCGAAGAACCCGAUUCAAUGAUUUUUUCCGGAAAAAAUACAUGAAUUGGGAGUUCGAUGGAUUUGAAUGUAGGAAGAAAUUAACUGUGGAAACAUGUGAUUUUAAAAUGCUAUUAUAUUUUAUUAAUUAAUCUGAUUACGUCACAGGUGCAUGACGCAUGAUACUGAAUACAUUUUACAUUCAAAGGUGGCUUGUGCCUACUGAGCUCACAAGUCGAAAUAUUAGGUGUACAUGAGCAGUGGUGAAAUCGAAAUAUUACAAAUGUGUUUUGUGUUAUUUUAAUCGAGUGUAAUCUGUAAGAAUUAAAUUAAUUCAAUCGUUAUAAGUAUAGAAUAAUGUAUUAAUCUCAUGUAUUUUAUUAAAUAGUGUAAAAGCGGUAUAUUAGAUAAACUGUGUAUUUUUCGUAUUUUAUCAAUUAUUAUCAAUGUAAUUAAAGAGUUAAGGCUAUAGAUUUAUAAUAAACUAGGAUUUGGAGAACUGCUAUCUAUAAAGUUCCUAUACUACAUUACAAUACAUAGCUUUAUGAAAUAAUCUGAAGUAUCUAUAAUUUCUACUUAAUCUUUACCAAUAUUAUGAAUAAGAUUAUAAUUUGUAUAUAUUGAAUCAAAUAGUUCAGUAAACGUUGUAUUAUAUGGAAUAGGUAUUAAGUUAAUGCAAUGGAGCUCCACGAUAUUGAUUUUACUCAGAUAAUUAAAGAGAUUACUUACAUAUAA